Molecule: messenger RNA, 414 nt
Organism: Galleria mellonella (greater wax moth)
Lineage: Eukaryota; Metazoa; Arthropoda; Insecta; Lepidoptera; Pyralidae
Exons: 2
Coding region: 1-414 (137 amino acids)
Source: RefSeq, a predicted model, not a curated record
AUGUUCAAGGUUAUUACAAUAAUGUUCAUGAUGAUUGUGUACUGUUAUUGCUUGGAGAAUAAUGAUUUGGUGGCGACAGAAUCAAGGGCAAAGAAGAAAAGGAACACUGCUAGAUUAUGGGCCAUGAUACUUCUCUUCGCGUUCUCAAAAGUGGCAGCUCUUAAAGUGGCAACGUUCUUCAUCUUUAUGGCGUUCUUCCAGAAAGUCUUCUAUAUUGUGGGUUUACUGCUCAAUUACUUCUUGAAGAGUAAAGCAUCUAAACCGCAGCCGGUUUACGGGGCACCCCAAGAUUACAAUACAGUGGGUUAUAGCUACGGUCCUCCAGAAGAGACCUUCCCAUCUCAGGAGCCAGGAUUGCCCGGCAUUUCGGAACUUGGCGGCUCUUUAAAUUGGUUGCUUAAUAAAAAUCCAUAG